UCUGGCAGAGACAGGUAACAGCACACAGAACCAAAACAUAUUCAACUAUAAAUAGAUUUCGAAGAAUCUUGAUGCUACCUUUUUUUCUUAUACUAUCCAAAAAUUUCCCAUAACCAAAUCGGCAAAUCCGUAGAGCAAUCACAUGACCGCACAGUUUCCUAUAUUAUCUUCUCUGCCUCUCUCUCUCCAUGAAGUGAAUUGAUUUUUCUUUUCCUUUUGUUCUGUUUUUUAAUACUGGUCAAUAAUAAUAAAUUCGAAAAAGAAUGACGUAUUUACACGCAAAAAAUAAUAAAAUUAGUGUCAUGUAACACGUAUUAAUAUUUAAUACUGUACAAUGAUGCAAGUUUCUCGUUAAGCUCACACAAACUUUCUCAUUCACCGUUGUUUUUUCUUUUCCUUUCUUAUUCUUAUUCCCGUUUCUUUGGGACAAUCUCUAUUGAAUCAAUUCUAAACAAAGGCUUUGUUGACUCAAAUUCGAUUUUGGGAUCGAAAGUUUCUUCCUUUUGACCCUACAGGUACGAAAGUUUGUUCAUUGCUCGUUUCGAAAUCUCUCUUCUCUUCGACUCUUCCUCAAUUUCUUCAAUCCGAAAGUUCGAAUCGUUGAAGGAAAAAAAAAGAUUUUGUCUCUUUUGCAAACAAUUGGUUGAUGACGUCAUCGGUUACUGUCGGAAUGGAAGAAGAAGAAGAUCCAUCGACAAAACCACUUGGAAGAUUGUCUGUGUUCUAUUAUGGAGUUGGACAUAUGCUUAAUGACAUUACUGCUUCUUGUUGGUUCACUUACCUCCUCUUGUUUUUAACCCAAAUCGGUCUCUCCCCAAGGGAUGCUGCAAUUGUCAUGCUCUCUGGUCAAGUUGCUGAUGGUUUUGCUACUAUCUUCAUUGGUGAAUUGAUUGAUAGAUUUGGGCAUUUCAAAAUUUGGCAUGCUGCAGGAUCUCUAUUAGUUGCUAUCUCAUUUUCCUCUGUUUUUGGCGGUUGUUUCCCUUGUUCACUCCUCCAUAGUAACUCUUCAACUGUCGAAACAUUAUCGUAUUGCAUGUUUGCAGCUAUCUUCAACGUAGGAUGGGCUGCUACUCAGGUUUCUCACAUGGCUAUGGUUAAUUGCAUUACAUUGAAUUCAACAAGCAGAGUAGCACUAACAAGCUCCCGUAAUGCGUUUAGCAUGGUUGCUAACUUAGGGUUAUACGCGAUUGCUUUAGUUGUAUUUGGUGUUAGCAAGGCCGUGACAAAGGAAAAUACCGAAACUCAGUAUCGUUGGAUUGCUUAUUCAUCCAUCACCGUUGGCUGCUGCUUUGUGGUCAUAUUUCUUAUGGGGACAAAGGAACCAAGGAUGAAGAUAAAUUUAAGAGAGACUAGCCGAUCAAGAAUACCAUGGUCUUAUUGGUUCCGUAAAAUUCUAUACUAUCAAGUUGCUAUGGUUUAUCUCCUCACUCGACUAGUAUUGAAUGUUUCACAGGCAUAUCUUGCUUUCUUUGUUAUUGAUGAUUUGCAAAUGGCUCAAUCUGCUAAAGCUCUGAUUCCCGCAAUAAUCUACAUCUGCAGCUUCGUUGUAUCGGUUAUGCUUCAGGAGAUUCCUUGGAAUGGAAAACGCCUCAAGGCAUAUUAUUGUGCGGGUGGUAUUAUUUGGAUAUUCUGCGGUAUAUCAAUCCUCUUAUUGCCCAGAAGCAUUAACUCUUACAUGUAUGCGAUCUCUGUCUUUAUCGGCAUCGCAAAUGCAUUAAUGCUGGUGACAGCAAUUAGUAUGCAGAGUGUGUUGAUUGGUUCAGAACUCGGUGGAUGUGCUUUUGUUUGUGGGUCAUUAAGCUUCUUAGACAAAAUGUCAUGUGGGCUUGCCUUAUAUGUUCUUCAGUCACAUCAAGGCACUUCACCAAAGGUCGAUGUAAACAUCAAAGAAUAUUUUUACUUCUCGGUGACAAGAUAUGGGUUAGGACUUGUUCCAGCUGUUUGCUCGCUUGUUGGAGUUGUUGUAACAUAUUUUAUGGAACUCGAUAGCACAAUUCUAAAGCCUUUGUGUCAACCGCUACUACUAGAAUGAAAAGAAGGAAGAUACGCAACGCUUCUGGUCUGGUAAACACAUAUAGCUCAAAACUUGGUUACUGUUUGACAGUAAUAUGUUUCAGUCUGCUAGUUUUGGUCAUAAGUAUAGGUUUAUAUCACACUGCGACAGGCAAAACAUUUGUACAAGAAUUACUUCAAGUCACUAAAAAUUAAUGCAAGUUGAUUUUUUUCUUCAUGUUAUCUGUCCUUUAAUCGCUUUC
Arabidopsis lyrata subsp. lyrata is the source of this 2255-nucleotide messenger RNA. Its product is annotated as major facilitator superfamily domain-containing protein 12. Lineage: Eukaryota; Viridiplantae; Streptophyta; Magnoliopsida; Brassicales; Brassicaceae. Gene Ontology annotation, molecular function: symporter activity. Gene Ontology annotation, biological process: carbohydrate transport. The record is from RefSeq and is a predicted model, not a curated record. Bases 647 to 2032 code for a protein of 461 amino acids. Gene Ontology annotation, cellular component: membrane. The transcript is spliced from 13 exons.